UCUCUCUCGUCACUGUAGCGAGAGGCACAGCGUGCGGAGCAAGCCUCUUGCCUCUUCUUCCUCCUCCUCCUCCUCCUCAUCCUGGUGGCUCAGCUGCUUUUCUUCCUCCGCAGUCCGGAAGCUUCUUCUUCUUACUCUUCAUUCUUCUUUUUUUUUCUUCUUUCCCCCCCCCCCCUCUCCCGCUUCCUGCAUCCCCACUUUGGAUAGCUUUCCUUUCCUGCGUUUCUCCCCAAUUUGUUCCUUUUUUUUUCUUUUUUUAAAAUUUAUUUUUUGCGCACUGAGGACGUGUCGGCGGCUGGCGUCUGGGUGCGUGCGCGGGUGUACAGGCGCGUGCGUGCACGCGACCAUGGAUCUCCGCAUGCUGCUAGCGCUGCGCGCGUGCUUGUUGCUGUUCCGCGGAGCGACGCUGCGUGCCGACUCCAUCAUUCACAUUGGCGCCAUCUUUGAGGAGAACGCAGCCCGAGACGACGAAGUGUUCCAGCUGGCCGUGUCCGACCUCAGCCUGAGCGACGACGUGCUGCAGAGUGAGAAGAUCACGCACUCCAUCAAACUCAUCGAACCCAACAACCCUUUCCAGGCCGUGCAAGAAGCCUGCGAGCUGAUGAAUCAAGGCAUCCUGGCGCUGGUGACGUCGACGGGCUGCGCCUCGGCCAGCGCGCUGCAGUCUCUGACGGACGCCAUGCACAUCCCGCACUUGUACAUCCAGAGGAACGGCGGCGGCUCGCCCAGGACCUCGUGCCAGCUCAACCCGAGUCCCGGAGGUCGCGGGUACACGCUGGCGGCGCGGCCUCCCGUGCGCCUCAACGACGUCAUGCUGACGCUGGUGGAAGAGCUGCGCUGGCAGAAGUUCAUCGUCUUCUACGACAUUGAGUACGACAUGCGAGGCCUUCAGAGUUUCCUGGACCGUGCGUGUCGAGAAGGUUUGGACGUGUCUCUGCAGCGGGUGGACAAGAACAUCAGUCAGGUGUUCAGCGACCUGUUCACGUCCAUGAGGACGGAGGAGCUCAACCGGUACCGCGACACGCUGCGCCGCGCCAUCCUGCUGCUCAGCCCGAACGCCGCGCACACCUUCAUACAACAGGCAGUGGAAACCAAUCUGGCCUCCAAGGACAGCCACUGGGUGUUUGUUAACGAGGAAAUCAGCGACACGGAGAUCCUGGAGCUGACCCACAGCGCACUGGGGCGCAUGACGGUCGUUCGGCAGAUUUUCCCGCUGUGGAAAGACGGCGGAGCGCGAUGCGUGAGACACAACCAUCGCAUCUCGUCGCUGCUGUGCGACCCUCAGGAAGGAUACCUGCACAACCUGGAGGUCUCGAACCUGUACCUGUAUGACAGCGUGCUGAUGCUGGCCAACGCCUUCUACCGGAAGCUGGAGGACAGGAAGUGGCACAGCAUGGCCAGUCUCAACUGCAUCAGGAAGUCCACCAAGCCCUGGAACGGAGGCUGGUCCAUGCUGGAGACCAUUCAAAAGGGCAACAUCACGGGACUGACGGGCACCAUGGACUUCAAAGACAGCGGCGCCAACGCUCACGUCCGCUUCGAGAUCCUCGGCACCAGUUUCAGCGAGACCUUCGGCAAGGACGUCAAGAGGUUGGCUACAUGGGACGCGGUGCACGGCCUGAACGGCAGCCUGAAGGAGAGCCGGAUCGAGAGCGGCAUGCAGGGAGUCACCGUCAAAGUGGUCACGUUGCUGGAGGACCCGUUUGUGAUGGUGGCCGAGAACAUCCUGGGCCAGCCCAAACGAUACAAAGGCUUCUCCAUCGACGUGCUGGAUGCCCUCGCCAAGAUCCUGGGCUUCAAGUACGACAUCUACCAGGUGUCCGACAGCAAAUACGGAUCUCGGCUGCCCAACGGCUCCUGGAACGGCAUGAUCGGCGACCUCAUCAACAAGAGAGCCGACCUGGCCGUGUCGGCCGUCACCAUCACGCCGGAGCGGGAGAACGUGGUGGACUUCAGCAAGCGCUACCUGGACUACAGCGUGGGCAUCCUGCUGCGGAAGCCCGAAGAGAAGAUCAACAUCUUCUCGCUCUUCGUGCCUUUCGAUUUGGCCGUGUGGGCCUGCAUCGCCGCCGCCAUCCCGGUGGUGGGGGUCCUCAUCUUCCUGCUCAACAGGCUGCAGGCGCUACGCUCGUCGGCCGCGCGCAACGCCCCCCCGCCGGGCCCCACCGGCGAGGGCUCGGCAUCCGGAUCCCUGCACAGCGCCAUUUGGAUCGUCUACGGGGCCUUUGUGCAGCAAGGCGGCGACGGCGUGGUGAGCUCGGUGGCGCUGAGAAUCGUCAUGGGCAGCUGGUGGCUCUUCACACUCAUCGUGUGCUCGUCCUACACGGCCAACCUGGCGGCGUACCUCACCGUGUCCCGGAUGGACCACGCCAUACGGUCCUUCCAGGACCUGUCGCGGCAGAUGGACGUGGACUACGGCACGGUGCGGGACUCGGCCGUGUACGACUAUUUCCGCAACAAAGGCACCAACCCUCUGGAGCAGGACAGCACGUACGCCGAGCUGUGGCGGACCGUCAGCAAGAACGGCGGCCUGGACUACUCGGUGUCCAGCCCCUCCGAGGGCAUACGCAAGGCCAAGAAGAGCGCGUACGCCUUCCUGUGGGACAUGGCGGCGUUGGAGUACGCGGCGCUGACCGACGACGACUGCGCCGUCACCGUGUCGGGCAGCGGCGUCAGCAGCAAAGGCUACGGCAUCGCCAUGCAGCACGGCAGCCCCUACCGGGACCUCUUCUCCCAAAAGAUCCUGGAGCUGCAGGAGAAGGGUGAUCUGGACAUCCUGAAGCAGAAAUGGUGGCCCCGCGCGGGGCGCUGCGACCUGAGCAGCCACGCCAGCGCGCACCCGGACGGCCGCUCGCUCAAGCUGCACAGCUUCGCCGGCGUCUUCUGCAUCCUGGCCGCCGGGCUGCUGCUGGCCUGCCUGGUGGCCGGCCUGGAGGCCUGGUGGAGCGGCGACGGCUGCCGCCGCCGCGGGGCCAAAGAGGUCGCUAAGGAUUACAGGCUGGCUUUGGUUUCGGGUCCGUUGACUUAUAAUGACUUUGCUUCGUCCGAGGGGAGGAGGGACAUUUGGACAGACAGAGGGAGAGGCUGGCAGGAAGCGCAUGCCACUGGCACAGGACAAGGAGGUGAACCUGGAACAGGUGCAUCGGCGUAUGAACAGUCUUUUGGACGAGGACUUGGUCCACAAGCAGAUCCCCGGCCCCUCUAUCGAGAUCUCUGCGCUGGACAUCGGCAGCAUGCGGCCCACCCAGGCGGGCCUGAUGCCCACGGGCCUGGCUGUGACCACCUUCCUGCCCAGGGAGGGGGCGCCGCCGCCGGCAUCUCUGAGCCACCCUCACCUUGGGGGGACCCUAGGCAGGACGCUACCGCCGCCGCAGCUCCCUGGCAGCACCACGCUACCGCCCCAGCUCGCGGGCACCAUGCAGUGCAAGCACAGGGCGCCCAACGGGGGGCUCUUCCGCCAGAGCCCUGGCAAGGUGCCGCUCUACCAGGCAGGACCCAUAGCCGCAGCCAUUGACGCCACCCACAGCACCUCCAUUUAGGCCUUGAGGCACCCACCCCUCAAAAAAAGGAAGAUUUUGUUUUUGUUUUUAUCCAGCGCUCUUGACUGGUGUAAAUAACAAAAAGAACAGAGUGAGCUCCAAAUGUAUUUUGAAUAUUCUCCAUUUUUGAAGUUGAGCUCGACAAAACACAUUCAAAAAGAUGAACUAUAUAAACGAUAUAAAUAUCUAUCUCGACAUGAUGCCAACGUUCUGACUGCUCUCCAAGUUUAGUUGAAAAAGGACAAGGAAAAAAAAUUCAUUGUAGUUGUUUACAAAGUGCCCCGGAAAAAAAAAACAAAAAAAAAACUGUUUCCAUCCGCCGCCCGUUUGUUGUUAAUGUCACGGUCACCUUGACAACCGACAGAAAUCAUCACAAUCAUUAUCUUUAAUCACCCAUGUUUCAUUCCCUCUCCCUAAAACUUCAUUCGACGCUAAAAUGUUUGAGAGGUCCGCGUUAUUUUUAUCUCGGGCCGAGAUGCUCGGCGCUGGGUUGCCAUGACAAACGCUAUUCCAAACACACAAAACAUUUUUUUUUUGUCUUUGGCAGCUUUCACUUCUCUUGUUCAACAUGUUACGUGUCAUAAGUGUGGGUUUGAUCAAUUCCAGCCGAGAAGGAAACGGGAGCGGCGUCACCCGAAGCGCAAUUGGGGCGAAUCUGUCGACAUGCAGCGCCCCCUGCAGUCCUGGAGGAACGAAGGAAGGGCUUUGUUCACUUUUCAACAGACCAAAUGUUCAACUUUUUGAGGCACAAAAAUGUAAUGAGUUCAUUUCAAGACCUUGACCCUGUUCAGUGCUCAUGAAAUUCGCAUCAUUUUUCGGUUUAGGGCCCCUCGCUCACCGGCCUUGGAGACAAGUUGACGACUCGAGUCUCAGCGAGGACAACUGCGGAGAAGCCAGAUCGCCAGGGAGUCUCGGUAAUUUCAAACGGAUCUUUUUUUCUUUUUUUUUUUUUGGUCGUCGGAGUCACGGCCGUUGCCAUAGCGUGCCGCGCGCGUUCUCGAGACACCUAUUUUCACAACUGUUUUAGAUUGUGGAGGGGGGGGGGGAAACAGCGUAAUGUCCCCUCUGAUGUCAUAAUGGUGACAUUUACCAAGGCUCAUUUGGCGCAUUAAGCCUCGUGAAUCAAGUGAAACAAACACGAAGCGCAACUUUUUUUUUUUUUCCCUUCCGUUCCGCUCAAUAAAGCAGUCUCGACCUCCUCGCCGCUAUUUCCACACACCGCGCUACUCGCCUCCUCCCCGCCAGCUCUGGAAGUCCAUCAUGGGAGAUUCCCGAAACGAACAUUAGUUCAGGCUGCCGGUUGCUUUUCCUUCACUGCCGCGAGCCGGAAAAGAUGAGCUGCGCUCGCUCCAUGUCUGCAUAGAUUUCUCAGUGAUCAAAGGUUGAGUGGAGACAACUUGGACUCUUUUUGGUCGUUCAAGAUUUUUCCGCUUGAAUGUUAACAUUCAAAUGUUAACAAGCCACGCCUACAAUUUAAAGACGCCAUCUUGACCAAGUCCAAUUGCAUCCGUUCAACUUUCAGCUCACGUCCACUCGCUUGUGUGUCCCGGGGAGGCUUUGCUUGUCUUUAGUGUUCCGACGGAGGACUUUUUAUUUAUCGACACGCUGCUUGGACUUUCGUAUCUUUAAUAAAGGAGUAUGUUUACAACA
Molecule: messenger RNA, 5189 nt
Organism: Hippocampus zosterae (dwarf seahorse)
Lineage: Eukaryota; Metazoa; Chordata; Actinopteri; Syngnathiformes; Syngnathidae
Product: glutamate receptor ionotropic, delta-1-like
Exons: 18
Coding region: 347-3514 (1055 amino acids)
Biological process (GO): synaptic transmission, glutamatergic; modulation of chemical synaptic transmission; monoatomic ion transport
Cellular component (GO): postsynaptic membrane; plasma membrane
Molecular function (GO): glutamate-gated receptor activity; transmitter-gated monoatomic ion channel activity involved in regulation of postsynaptic membrane potential
Source: RefSeq, a predicted model, not a curated record